Molecule: messenger RNA, 1635 nt
Organism: Beauveria bassiana ARSEF 2860
Lineage: Eukaryota; Fungi; Ascomycota; Sordariomycetes; Hypocreales; Cordycipitaceae
Product: oxysterol-binding protein
Exons: 6
Coding region: 1-1635 (544 amino acids)
Cellular component (GO): cortical endoplasmic reticulum; cytosol; intracellular membrane-bounded organelle
Molecular function (GO): sterol binding
Source: RefSeq, a predicted model, not a curated record
AUGACUCUGAUGGGACUUGUAUCUUCUGGCCACAAGCGGGGCUGGUUUGGCUCUUCUGAAGCGGGCAGCCGCGCCUCCGCAGACGAUGGCAACAGAUCCGACCCCGACCAAGAUACUCAAAUCAUGGAGCCCGAUCAGGGAAACGUCCUGUCGCACAUCAUUUCGCAGCUUCGCCCUGGUGCCGACUUAAGCCGCGUCGUCCUUCCUACCUUUAUUCUUGAGCCGCGCAGUAUGCUUGAGAGAAUAACAAAGUCGGUCGCCCACAUAUACCGUUUCUUCCUUUACCCGCUAACCCCGCCUCGCAGCUUCAUGUGCCACCCAGAAAUGCUGCUGCACAUCCCCACCAUAGACGAUGACGUCGAGCGCUUCGUCUCCGUCGUCAAGUUCUACCUCAGUGGCUGGCACAUUCGUCCGCCGUGCGUUUUUAGCCUCGCCCCUGCACACGAUUUAUCUCCCGCUAACAUCGUUUCCAGAGGCGUCAAGAAGCCGCUCAACCCUAUCCUCGGCGAGAUCUUCUCCUGCUACUGGGACCUGCCCGACAACAAAAAGGCCUACUAUAUUUCCGAGCAGACAUCGCACCACCCGCCCAAGUCAAGCUAUUUUUACAUGGCCCCAGACCACCAUAUUCGCAUUGACGGCACCCUCAAGCCCCGCAGCAAGUUUCUCGGAAACUCGGCCGCCAGCAUGAUGGAGGGCAUCGCCUUUUUGAGCCUCCUCAACAGAGGCAAGGACAAGACCAAGGGCGAGAGAUACCACCGCAGCAUCGUUACGCAGCCUAACAUGUAUGCCCGUGGCAUCCUCUUUGGCAAGAUGAAAUACGAACUCGGGGACCAUAGUUUUGUUCGUUGCCCCGAACUCGAUCUUACAGCCGACCUCGACUUCAAGACCAAGGGCUGGGUAAGCGGCACCUACAACGCCGUGGGCGGCGUCAUCAAGCGCGAGAGUACAGGCCAAGUGCUUUACGAAAUCUCCGGCAUGUGGCAUGAGGAAAUGUUUCUGAAGAAUGUUGCCACUGGCCAACGCGAAAUGUUUUUCGACGCCACACACGCAAAACCUAGCAAUCCCCAAGCUCGGCCCAUUCCUGAACAAGAAGAGCGCGAAUCCCAAAGGCUUUGGGAGUUGACGGCUAAGGCCGUCAGGGAACGUAACCACGAAUUGGCCACCGAAGAAAAGACCAAGAUUGAGGAUCGCCAACGCGAAGAGGCUGCCGCUCGCGCCCAAGAAGGCAAAGAAUGGCGUCCGCGACUCUUCCGCGCCGUCGAGCCCUCUGUCGAAGAGUCUGAGCAGGGCGAAGAUAGUCUCGAAUGGAUCAUCAAUGCUCAUAUGUGUUAUAGUGACAAUUCGGCCUCUCCUGAGGAUAAAAAGAAGCAAAUCCUCUCCAUAUACCCCAUUCUACCUGGACAAAACGCUGGCCAGGUACCAGCCACCUCUCCCAGCGACGCGGCGCCCGCCCCUGAAGCCGUCAAAGCUACCCCUGAAGCCGCCAAAGCUGCCCCCGAAGCUCUUUCCAACAACCUUGUUGACAUCGGUGGCAACGAUGCGCCCGCCCCACCACCCGUCAAGCCGGCCGACGACGUCGAGACCAUGCUCAAGGAGACGGGCAAGCCUGCUGAGGGAUCGCUGAUUGAUUUGUGA